Messenger RNA from Symbiodinium necroappetens, 1101 nucleotides. Lineage: Eukaryota; Dinophyceae; Suessiales; Symbiodiniaceae. The record is from the annotation of a GenBank genome assembly.
AUGGGCCGGAGCUGGAGGCGAGGUCUUGGCUCAAGCAUUGCCGCCAUGGCCUUUGCACUUUCGUUGCAUGGAGUGCCAGUGGCGACAUCGCUUCCACCUGGGUUCUGGACGAAGAAGAGUAACAGGAAGGACCAGGAGGGCAGCCGUUCAGUUUUGACAGCAGCGACCUUUGCAGCAGCUGCUGCGGCUCAUGCAGGUUGGUGCUGGACCUCCACGGCUUGUGGCUCCCGUGCAGCACCUCGCUUCAGACUCAGGAUGCAUGCGGUGGAGAUUGUGGAUGCCGAGAUCAUCAGCGAGAUGCCGGCUUCCGGAGGAGAUGGACAAGAUGCGCCUCAAGCCGAUCCUGCAGAGGCAGAGGCUGCUGCGGCCGUGAUCGAUGCCGUGCUGCAGCUGGUGGAAGCUUGGCUCAAUCAACGCAUGACCUGUGCAGGGGCAGAGAAGAGCGGCGUGCCAGUUCGCAACCAAGUGAUGGAAUACAAGGCGGAGCCUUCGCGUUCGCCGCUUGCGACUUGCGGGAUUCCGGAACUUGCGCCGGGUGGGACCAAGGCUACGCAGCUGUUGGUGGCAGGACUUCGUGCCAAGGGCGCAGAUGCUGACAAAGCUGAGGUGGCAGCUGCUGUGUUGUGCCUCAUGCUCGGUGGCUUAGACGAGGCCCACAACCUUGUCAUGCCGCACUGCUGGGCCACACCGACUACUUUCGGUGGCCCGCCUAAGCUGGGGAGCACGGUGUUCCGCGAGGCUGCAUAUGGCCAGGUCAUCGUGCACCGUAUGGAAGGCGAGAAUCUGGGCGAAUUUGGAUCUGGGAAUCUCAGUUGCAGAUACUGGCUGGGCCAGGCUUUCUCCUUGGGAGCGAGCCAACACACAAUCUUCGCGGAACUGCGGAAAGAUGCCGAAGGCUUCGUUGGCACAUGCCAUGAUUCGCGCUGCCUGCUGCGGACCAUGGGUCCCAAGUGGGAGCCGUCACUGUUCAACAAACUCUGCGAAGAUGUGCUGCUGACAGAGGAUCCAGAUACCCUGGAGUUUUGCAAGGCUGUUCAAACCAGGGAGCUUCAGCUUCUUUUCGAGCACAUCAUGGCGCCGGAUGACUCUGCCGCAGCUUGA